CUUCAGGCAACAGAAAAGAGAUGUCGCCCAGUAAUGGCUUCGAAGGUGUACCUAAGUGCUAUAUAUUUAAAAGCCGGUUACAAGAAUAUGCACAGAAGACAGGGAUUCCUACUCCUGUUUACGAGACUACAAAGGAAGGGCCUUCCCAUGAGCCUAGCUUCAGGUCCACAGUGAUUGUGAACGACGUCAAAUAUGAUUCUCUGCCUGGCUUUUUCAAUCGUAAGGCGGCGGAACAGUCAGCUGCAGAAAUUGCUCUUAUGGGAUUAGCUGAAUCGGGGAACUUGGGGGAAUGCAUCUCAAACCCAUUGCACGAAUCAGGUUUGUGCAAAAAUCUACUCCAGGAAUAUGCACAGAAGAUGAAUUACGCGAUUCCAUCAUAUGUGUGUGAAAGAGUUGAGACACCAGGAAAAGUGUCAUCAUUUACUUGCACUAUUGAGAUUGGGGGGAUUCAAUAUAUUGGAGCUGCAGCCAGAACAAAAAAGGAAGCUGAAAUCAAAGCAGCACGAACUGCUCUGUUAGCAAUCCAGGCACAUGCUGGAGGACCUGAAGUGCGGCCGACUGACAGCUCUCAGUACACAGUUGUCCCAUGCAAGAAAAAGGGUACCGAGUCAACUAACGCACAGCAAGAAACUACAAAAGCUCUCAAACCAAAGAAGACUGGUUUCAAGAAGAAAUGGAAGAAAUUCGGCAAAAACAAAGGCAAUGAAACAAAACUCAACCAAAAUGAGCAGGCAACUGAUAUUGCAGAAAGUGAAUCUGCUGGAAAGGCUGAAGAUACAACAAUGGAGAUGUUCGGGGAAGAUCAGGGAGUGCAGCACAUGGGAUCAAAACUUCAUCAAAAUGCUGAAUCUGGGUUCCAAGCCAAGGAUUCUGGAAUGCUGGUUGUGCAAGCAAAUCAGAAUUCUCAAAACCCAGAGUGUGGAGUAUCAGAUCCUACUAAUGGACACACUGAAAUCUUUGGUUUGCUGCCUGCGCAGAAUACAGCUGGAGUUCAAGUUGGGAAUUCAGGACCUCUGGUUGCAGAUGUAAUUGGUAAUUCUCAAGUUGCAGAGCCUAUGAACUUGAAUUUUAAGCAAAAUAGACAAGGAACCUCUAGCCUUGGAAUCCUACCAGCAGUCCAAUUAGAAGAUCUAAAGGCAUUUGUCACGGGAGGGCAUAGAGUCUCUGGAACUGGGCCAGCAACUUCAAUGGUGAUCAGUUUAAACACUGCAACGAAGGCACCAGUUGUCAUGGGUGUCAAUCCUUUAGCCAAAGAUAAUGGGAAUGGGCAGUAGAAUAUGAGCACAAGCAAAGAGUGGGAGUUCAAGUUCAGGUCCUCCAAGAUGAAUACAAACUAGCAGAGUUUUUGUUUAAUCGAAGCCAUUCCUGGUUGAGAUUAGUAUUUAUACUGAGAAGUCAAUGCAUUUAGAUCAGUAAAGUGAAAUAGAAAAUUUACACACACUUAUUUUAGAAACAACACCAUUAGGUCAUUUGUUUAAGUAGUUGGAAAUUAUGGGCCUCUACCUUGAGCUGUUUGAUGAUUUAAUUCCCCAUAUUCAGAUGUUUGCAGUUAAAAAACUCAUCUUGAUAUUUAUAUAGAGAUUAUUGUGA
Messenger RNA from Telopea speciosissima, 1590 nucleotides. Its product is annotated as double-stranded RNA-binding protein 1-like. Gene Ontology annotation, cellular component: nucleus. The record is from RefSeq and is a predicted model, not a curated record. Gene Ontology annotation, molecular function: ribonuclease III activity; double-stranded RNA binding. The transcript has 3 exons. Gene Ontology annotation, biological process: regulation of gene expression; rRNA processing. Lineage: Eukaryota; Viridiplantae; Streptophyta; Magnoliopsida; Proteales; Proteaceae. Bases 21 to 1274 code for a protein of 417 amino acids.